Molecule: messenger RNA, 1953 nt
Organism: Lodderomyces jiufengensis
Lineage: Eukaryota; Fungi; Ascomycota; Pichiomycetes; Serinales; Debaryomycetaceae
Product: phosphoprotein phosphatase
Exons: 1
Coding region: 1-1953 (650 amino acids)
Cellular component (GO): cytoplasm
Molecular function (GO): phosphoprotein phosphatase activity
Source: RefSeq, a predicted model, not a curated record
AUGCUACCUAAGAGAUUAUUUAGAGUAGUUUUUUAUACAUUAUUCUUUUUAUCAUUUGCUUAUGUCUUAUUAUUAUUUGCAAAUAAACAUCAAAUAAUUGAAAUAAAUAAAUUUAUACCAUAUGGAUUAUUUUCAUCAACUGCUCCAUCAUUUUUUCAACCACCAUCAGAUCUGUUUAUCGUGGAUUUUUCAAUAAAUAAAUGUUAUUUUUACAAUUAUAAUAACCCGAAUUGUGGGAAACCUGAACCACAAGAUGGUAAAUUUGGUGAUUUAACUUCUUUUGAAGGUGGUUGGGUUAGAUUGAAAAAAGAUUUAUGUCUUGGUAAAUGUUGGACUAAUAAAGAAUUUUUUGCUGUAAAAAAGAUAAAUCAUGAUAAAUAUCAAAAUCUAAUUAAUGAGAAAAAUUUGAAAGAUGAAGUUAUAGUUGAUAUUGCUAUUGCAAAUCCUGAAAUUGAUUUGAAUAUAAAAGGAAAUGAAAAAUUAAAAUUACCUCGUUAUAUAAUUGAAAGUUAUCAUAAUCUGCAACAAUUUGAUGAUUCUGUUCAUGCUAAUUUAAUUGAUCAAGAUAAUAUCGACAAAACAAAUGGAAAAAGACUGAAAGUGAAUGACAGAGAUGAUUUAAAUAGAAUGUUAUACGUGCCAACAAUUAAAGAAUUAGUUAAAAUUGGUUGGGAAUAUAAAUCAAAUGGAAUCUGGGUAAGAUAUGGUAAACAUGAUGUUGAAACUUCUAUAAAUGCCAUAGAUUUCUUAUUUGGUCCAGAAGCUAUUGAACCUAGACCAAAUUGGAAUUUAAUUAACAGUCCAAUAAAAGGUAUAUCAUCACCAUUUGGAUUAUCAGCUUAUAUAACCUAUCGUCGCGGACCAAAAUUAGAUUAUAAAAAAGAAUACAAUAAACCUUUAAAAAUGGGAGAUAAUGAUGAAUUUAAAAUUUUACAAGUUGCUGAUUUACAUUUUUCAACAGAUUAUGGACAGUGUUAUAAUCCUGAACCUCCAAAAUCUGCUAUCGGUUGUAAAGCAGAUUCAAGAACUUUAAAGUUUAUAAAUAAAAUAUUAGAUUUAGAAAAACCAGAUUUAGUUGUUUUGACUGGUGAUCAAAUUUUCGGAUUAACUGCCCCUGAUUCAGAAACUGCUGCUUUUAAAGCUUUAGCACCAUUUGUUGAAAGAAAAAUUCCAUUUGCUAUAGUCUUGGGAAAUCAUGAUGCUGAAGGUUCUUUAAGUGCUCAAGAAUUAAUGGGAUUAUAUUCGGAUUUACCUUAUAGUGUAUCAGCAGUUGGACCAGUUGAUGUAGAUGGAUUUGGUAAUUAUUUAUUAACAGUUCAAGGUAAAUCAUCAUCUUCAGUUGCUUUAGCAUUUUAUUUUGUUGAUUCUCAUGCAAAUAGUCCAAAUCAAAAAGUUCAUCCUGGUUAUGAUUGGAUAAAAGAAAAUCAAUUAAUUUAUAUGAAAGAAGAAGCAGCCUCAAUUAAAGAUGAUAUCAAAGUAUUUGAAAAAGAAAUUUUUACUGAUCCUGAUACUGGAUUAAGUAGAACAAGAACUCAUUUAUCAAUGGCAUUUUUCCAUAUCCCAAUCCCAGAGUUUAAAAAUGUAAAUAAACAAAAAUAUGUUGGUGAACAUAGAGAAGGAGUAACUGCUCCUGGUUAUAACUCAGGUGCAAGAGAUGUAUUCCAAGAGAUUGGUGUCAAAGCAAUUGGAGUUGGUCAUGAUCAUUGUAAUGAUUUUUGUUUAUUAGAUGAGAACCAAACAACUGAUGAAGAAAACAAGAUAUGGCUUUGUUACGGUGGAGGUGUUGGAAUUGGAGGCUAUGGUGGUUAUGGAGGUUAUCAAAGACGUAUGAGAAUUUUCAAUUUGAAUACUGCAAAAGGAGAGAUUAAAACUUGGAAAAGAACUGAGGACAAGCCUGAUACAAUUAUAGAUGAACAAGUUAUUGUGACUAGUGGUAAGAUUGUAAAUUGGUAA